AUGUCCCACUAUGAGAUAUUGGGGAUACAGCCGAAUGCAACUGAUGAAGAAGUAAAGAAAUCAUAUAAAAGGCUUGCUAUCAAGUAUCACCCAGAUAAAUCAAGUGAUCCUCAACACCACGAGCUAUUCAUCAAGAUCCAAAAGGCGUACGAAACGUUGAAAGAUCCCAAAAGUAGGAAUCAAUAUGAUUUGGAAACAAUUCCAGCUGCAUCAUCGCCUCGUUUCCCCUCCACAACUCGCGGAGCUACAACUACAACUACACAUCACACAACAUCGUCCCCUGGAGCAAAUUCUUAUUAUAGCUACACCACAUUCUCGACAACGUCCAGCAGCUACUAUGACUUUUACGAUCGAAUGAACCCAAAUCUAAAUAGAAGAAGUAAUGUAAGAGAUUACAGGACUCAGCCACAGCCAGAUGAAAUAGAGAGGCGAAGGAAGCAAGAGGAAGAGAGAAUCAGGCUAGAGCAAGAGGAGCGAGAAAGGCAACAGCUUGAUCGUAGAUUGAAAAGAGAAGCACAGAUACGAAUGAUGAAGGAAUUGGAGAAACAAAGGCAAGAACAGCGAAACGCCAGCCGGCCCUUUGAGAGUCAAAAUGGCUAUGACCAGAGAAAGAGGGAUGCAUACGAACGGGCCCACGGCAUGAAGAAGGGCUCAAGCAAUGAUCCUAUUGUAUUGAGCGAAGGAGAAUCCGAGAGCGAUUUAGAGGUCACUGCAGAAAGUAUACAAACUGAAGUAAAGCAAGAGGCCCAUGAUCGUGAAGAGAGUGCAGAAGAAGAUGAAGAAGACAAUGACGGAGAGGAACAGGAAGAAGAGUUCUUUGAGCCUGGUAAAAGGGGAGAAGAGAGCUUUGCAUUUAAAAGUAGUUCGAACCAAAAUAAGAAUGGUCCAUCUCCAUCACCUUCUUUCAACACGGAUCCAUACGCUGAAAGGUUGUUCCCCAAUAUAUCGUUGGACGAUUACUUUGAUUUAAACAGUAACAUGAAACUCAGAGAGCGCCAACAACCACCUCGAUAUAAACUGUUCAUGGAAAAGGGAUCACUGCCAAAGAGAACACCUGAAUACGGAAGAUCGACCACCGAAGCUAAUUUUAGUAAUGUUCGAGGUAACAAAGAUCAAAGAGGGUCUAAUAAAAGAACAAAGUUGAACAACCACUGGAAUCUUAAUGACUUAUCUAGUACUUUGGAUAGUACAAAUGCAUUUGAGACUAAUCCAAUGGAUGAUCUCUUUGAAAGUUUGCCAAACGACUUAAGAAAUGACGAGGAAGCCAGACAAAGAACUAGGAAAGCUCUGAGUAACUUGACCCAUGAAAACACGAAGAAGCCAAGGUUUGAAUUUACUGAUGGCCGAGCAAGAGCUGACACUUUGCACAGACCAGUGAACGGAACCCAAUAUAAGGCGUACGCGGCUUUACAAAUGCUGGAUCUUGAUGCAGAUCCAGCUAUUUUGGACGUAUACCCACCUGUGAAUCCAAGAUUGAACCAUAUAAGUCCUGAAUUGAUUAGCCAUGCUAUGAGAAAAUAUCUUAAAGAUUUCUUCGAAUACAAAAAGAAAAUCUUACAGUACCAGAGCCAGAGAAUGGAGAAAGACCAACAACUUUCGGAUACUCUACUCUCCAGCACUUCCAACUUCAACGUGUAUAGCCAAUGUUUGUUACAAGAUGCUGUGGUUUCUGAGCGGUACCUGAAAGCUCUCAUUGAGAACUCAGGUGUAUUUAGAGAUUUUCAAGAGCUUAUCUCAGCGAAUAAGUGA
This is a messenger RNA of Dujonia railenensis, 1749 nucleotides long. Lineage: Eukaryota; Fungi; Ascomycota; Pichiomycetes; Serinales; Debaryomycetaceae. The record is from the annotation of a GenBank genome assembly.